CCACGGGGAGGAGCAGAUAAACCCAAUACUACUUGAGCCCUGCCUUCCGCCGACUUACCGCUCGGUUGUACAAGGCCACCUCCGCGGUCACCACCUACGGGCUGCGAGUCACACGGGCCGACCACUUGCCCACCUGGCCGCUUCGCUCGGCUGAACCUCCUCUACAACAUGGCACCAAUGCAUUCGAUAGACCCCGAGAAAGGCAAGGAUGAUGAGCACGAUCAUAUACACGAGGAGCCGGUGGAGGAAGAUGAGGAGGAUGGUGCCGAGAUGGACCCUUCCCUCCAGGAGUACUUGGAGCACCAGCGCAUGCUGGACGAGUUCCUGUCCCCAAUAGCUCUAGACGAAGCGGUCCUGUAUAAACUGGCCCGUCGCUUUUCCACAAUAUACCGGGACCUGGCCCUGCAUUCGAGCGAGCAAUUCCUGCCGACCCCUGUGACUCGGUUGCCCACCGGUCUGGAGACAGGCCGGUACCUGGCCAUCGAUGUCGGAGGAACCAACCUGCGGGUUGCAUUCAUCGAGUUGCUGGGGGAGGCUACCGAGUCAGAUGUACGUUCCACAGACGCCUCGGAACGGUCUCGGGAUACAAUCCGGAAGGCGCAGAGACAACGGGUUCAGCGGACUCUCGAGCGAGCUUGGCCUAUACAGGAGCAUCUGAAGAUGGACAAGGCGGAGGACUUGUUUUCAUGGAUCGGAGAUUGCAUCGCGGAAGUAGUGGCAGAAAGCUUAACUUCGGAGAACACGAGAGGCAACGCUCCAGAGGAAUUGGAGAUGGGCAUUACCUUUAGUUUCCCGAUCAUGCAGGAGUCUCUCGCGGAGGCUACGUUGAUGCCAAUGGGCAAGGGAUUUGCAAUCACAUCGGACCUCGAUCUACACAAAAUCCUUCUAGGCGGCUAUGAGAAGCACACAAGACGCCCGGACGAUGAAUAUGAGCCUUCGAGCAAACGCCGGAAGCUUUUCGACCUACCCAAACUCAAAAUCGCAGCCAUCACCAACGAUACCGUGGCCACCCUUGCGUCUCUGGCCUAUGCCGUGAAAUCACUGCCCAACAGCCGGGUGGCUAUGGGUAUUAUUGUCGGCACGGGAUGCAAUGCGACGAUCCCGAUGAAGCUCAACAUGCUACACGAAUCCAAGGGGAAGCAAGUGAAGCUGAAGAAUCCCGAGGCUGAGGAGACCGUCAUCAACACCGAAUGGACGAUCGCCGGCGCCGCGCCACCCUUGAAAGAGCUCGACAUCAUAACCAAGUGGGAUAUGGAUCUCGACCAAGCAUGUGCACGCCCCGGCUUCCAGCCCUUUGAGUAUUUGACUGGUGGCCGGUAUAUCGGUGAGCUCAUUCGGCUCAUUCUCUAUGACUACCUCACCAAUGUUAGCGGGCUAUCUACAAAAGUACUGCCUGCGCCUCUCAUCCAGGCCUAUGCCUUGACAACCACGUAUGUUUCGGAUAAAGUCGCCCGCGCUCGAUCGGAUCAGGAACUCGCAGAUGAAUUAUCGCGCUCUAUGUCUCCGCCAGAGAACAGCGAAUGGAGCUGGGAUGCUCGGUCCGCAAGUGUCUUUCACAAGAUCGCCCGGACUGUUCAGAGACGGUCUGCUGGUCUGAUCGCUUCGGCAGUCGUAGGACUACUUGCAUGCGCGCAGGAGAUUGAGCUUAAAGUGGAUAGCCACGAGAGCUCACCGAAGAGUUCCAGCGCGUCUUUGCCUGGGAAUGACAGCGCGGCGGAUUUGUCCGCUGUAUCGAAACACCUCUCCCCUUCGACAUUAGAGCCACCGAGCGCAAGCUCAAAUGACCCUAUAAGCCGCGGUCCCAUUGUUCCUGUCCUCUCCCCCACCCCCACUCCCGCGGACUGGCAAUCGGGUCCCGAGGAACUGGUCGUGGCAUACACCGGCGGGAUCAUCCAGCACUAUCCGAACUUCAAGGAGACGUGUCAACAAUACAUUGACAGGCUCAUCAUGAGAACCGGGCCGCAGAAGAGCGGGAAGUCGGUCUUCUUACGGGAAGCGUCCGAUGGCGGUGUCAUUGGCGCAGGCGUUCUGGCAGGGAUGGAGGGGAAACGGUAAGACUUGGACAUGAUCUUCGGUUCAUACCGACCUGAGAAGAUCCAGGAAAGCGUUUUAUUGGAGUAUGAUUUAGCUGUUGGGAGAUAGAACCCGCUUUCCUCGUAUAGCGUUUCUGAAAGUCUCGUUUUGGUUACAUCAUCGCUA
This is a messenger RNA of Aspergillus heteromorphus CBS 117.55, 2199 nucleotides long. Its product is annotated as hexokinase family protein. Lineage: Eukaryota; Fungi; Ascomycota; Eurotiomycetes; Eurotiales; Aspergillaceae. Gene Ontology annotation, cellular component: mitochondrion; cytosol. The transcript has 2 exons. Gene Ontology annotation, molecular function: glucokinase activity; D-glucose binding; ATP binding. The coding region runs from base 169 to 2055 and encodes 628 amino acids. The record is from RefSeq and is a predicted model, not a curated record. Gene Ontology annotation, biological process: glycolytic process; glucose 6-phosphate metabolic process; intracellular glucose homeostasis.